GAAAUGGCUCGAACUCGCGAUUGUCGAAAAUCUUUUCAUUUCAUUUCCCUCCCAACUUCCGCGAACUGAAGAAGGACCUGAGAUUUAGCGCUCUCCUUCUUCUCGCCCAAUUAUACUCUUGCCCCUCGAUUCCAUCGCCUUACCUUUCGAUUCGUGCUAGAAAUCUCCUCUCUAUCUCCAAAACCUCGCUUCAAAUUCGCUUGAUUUCCCUCCGUUUUCAAUUUUCGUUUCUUUUCUUCCAUACUUGCCUGGUGAUACAGCAUGGUCGCUUAAAGUAACUUGCUGCUUUCAGACAUCAAAUACUCCGACAAAUAGACUGGUUCUGCAACUUCUGUAAAUUUGGAAAUGGCAGGAGGAAGCAGGGGUCGACACACAAUUGCUUCCCGUCAGUUUCGGCCUACUCCAUACCCUCUGCCUGCGUGCAAAAAGAACUUUUGUGAGACUUUAUGCUCAAAGAAGUGCUCCACUGACAUGGAUACCAAUGAUUGGGAAAAUGUGACAUGUUCUGUGUGCAUGGAAUAUCCACACAACGCUGUACUUCUACUCUGCUCCUCCCAUGACAAGGGUUGUCGUCCCUAUAUGUGUGGAACCAGUCUUCGUCAUUCUAACUGCCUUGAGCAGUACAAGAAAGCUUAUACUAAAGUUGUGUCGUCAAAUUUGCCUCUUGACAAGAGUGACAUCACAGAGCUGGCUUGCCCUCUAUGUAGGGGUCAGGUAAAAGGUUGGACUGUUGUGGAACAUGCACGAGAGUACCUUAAUGCAAAGAAGAGAAGCUGCAUGCAGGAUAACUGCACAUUUGUUGGGAACUACAAGGAAUUGAAGAAACAUGUGCGGAUGGAGCAUCCCUCAGCACAUCCACGUGCAGUAGAUCCUGAUCAUGAACAGAAAUGGCGAUUGCUCGAGUGGGAGCGUGAGCGAGAAGAUGUUAUCAGCACGGUAACAUCAAGCAUGCCUGGGGCAAUGGUUUUUGGAGAUUAUGUCAUUGAAGGAAAUCAUAAUAGUCUCACUUCAGAAGAUGAAGAUGGGGAUUCUAAUGCUGGUGCUGCUGAAAGAAGUGGAAGGUUUGAUAUGGGCAUGGAGGCAAUGAAUUUCCUUUUGCUAUAUCAUGCGGUUCGGCAACGGAAUGAACCUAACGUUGGCAGACAACUGAGGCCUGAGCUGGUAUCCCAUGGAAGAUCCAAUCAGGCCAGUGGUUACCAUGCAACUCCUGCUGGUAGAGCUUAUUUCUCUGAUCAAGGUGAUGCCAAUAAUAGGUAUAGUGAAGGUGUUGGUGGUUCGCAGGUUAGCCGAUUCAGUCGCCAUGGCCGUGGCAGAUUCUUAUUUGGCCGCUCGAGCAGGAGGCGAAGGAGGAGAGAAGCACACACAUAAGAGAGGAUGUGGGGAAAGAAACCGUGCACAACAAAAGGAAGGAGGUUGGAGAUGGAAGUGUCUGUUAGGUUUAUAGUGGAGCUUAGUGACAGAAAAUGAUUGAUUCAGUAACAUUUACAUAUAUUACUUUCAAGAAAUAGGAAAAGUUUGAUUGUCAUUAUUAUUAUUUUCCUUCUGUAAUUUAUUUUGUUGUACAUUCCUUUCUCCUAGUAGAAAAUGUCCAUUGAAUGAGCUCA
This is a messenger RNA of Prosopis cineraria, 1604 nucleotides long. RefSeq lists its product as uncharacterized. The transcript has 3 exons. Bases 346 to 1368 code for a protein of 340 amino acids. NCBI's taxonomy places the organism in Eukaryota, Viridiplantae, Streptophyta, Magnoliopsida, Fabales, Fabaceae. The record is from RefSeq and is a predicted model, not a curated record.